CUCAGCAUGGUACGUCGCUGCUGUUAGUUUCAAAGUUCACAUAUGAACUUUUUAUACUACACACAUGGUUUAUGAACAAAGCCUGAAUGAAAAAGAAAUUUAAGGGAAAAUAAGUGACAGGUUUGUGGAUAAAAGCAUAGACAAUGGCAGACAGCAAUGAGAUGACCAUCAACCUUGUUGUCCUUGGAAGAACUCAGACUGGCAAAAGCGCUGCUGGGAACAGCCUGCUGGGCAGCUCGGACUUUCAGAGUCACUGCUCCCCUAGCUCUGUGACUACAUGCUGCAGCCUUGGACGCAGCUGCCGCAUUUUGGGUAUUAUACGAAGAAAUGGCUGUGAGCUAGCUCUCCGUGUUCAAGUACUUGACACUCCAAGCUACCCUCACAGUGGUCUGAGCAAAGAGCAAGUGAGAGACACUGUGAGAUCAGCCCUGGCUCACCACUUUAGGGAGGAAGGCCUGCAUCUAGCUCUCUUGGUCCUCAGGGCUGACUUGCCUCUGUGUCCAGAUGAAAGUGAUAAUGCAAUUCAGUUCAUCCAGGAACUUCUGGGCCCCACAUGGAAGGAUUUCACUGCAGUUCUACUUACUCAUGCAGACAAGGCAGAAGAGGCUGGAUUCAGCGAGGAAGCAUACUUGCACAGUGCCUCAAGUACCCUCUUGUCACUUUUGACCUCAGUACAGAAUAAAUACAUUUUCCUAGACAACCAGAAGAGCAUAAUUAAAGAGGAAAGAGAUAUUGUCUUAAGAAAGCUCUUGACCUUUAUCAGACAAAAUAAUUAUCAAGCGCUUCCUCUACUUAAACACAGCAAGGAAUUAAAUUAGUGUUCAGGUCCUCAUUUGUCUGUUUUCUAUGGUAGGUAACAUUUAACAGAAGUAAAAGAGUAGAGUAGAAGCCAUCAACUGAAAAAUUCCACAUCCAUACCAGAUACCUUUAAACACAGAGUUGGAAGUAUCUCUUUAGAUUACCAAACUACUUGCCUUUCAUAGAGUACCUCACACUACUGCAUCCAGAAUUCUAGCUUCAACCAAAAAAAUCAGAACAAGCUAGUGCUCUAAAUCACAGUCCUAAUAUGUAUGUAGUCACAAAUGAGAUUUUACACUAUACCAGACUGUGUAUUGCAGUUCAUACAGAACACAGAUCUGGAAGAAAAAAAAAAAAAAAAAGGUAAAAAAUGCACAAGAGUUCAGAAUGUAAGGGAGCCUCAUUGCCCAAUUCUUCAAGCUUUCAGAAAUUCCUCUGAAUUCCACAGGUUGUAAAGAUCUUUGUAGUAUUAAAAGCUAGGAUUUAUCUACUGUAAAAGUAUUUCCUUACCUUGAUUCAGGAUUAGUUAGAAUUGAGAUUUUGAAUUUCAAGAAUUUUUGUUUAAUAAGACAUUAUUGAGUUACAAGGCAGAUAAAAUAGCUCCCAUGUGCUAAAUGCUAUUCAGCACAUUUAAAAGAACUAAUUACUAUUGCUUAUUCCCAGAUGCAUGAAAAAUUAAGACAGUUUAUAGGCACAUACAAAACUCAUUCAAAAAAGAAAUCUGUUCAUCUGUUCUUUUGCACCUGUUCCUUUUAAUUUUAUAUCACUGUCAUUUUGCUUCUUCUCCUAGUUUACUGGAUGAAGUUCAGAGCCUGCAAAAUUCAGAGUGGCUAAGUUUUUCUUUUUUUUUUUACAGUGGUUAAAAAAAGUACUUAAUGUUUCAGUGGUUAGACAGUAACCAGUUAAUUAAAUAUCAUAUGCCAAAAUAACUGAAGUAUCUCUAAAUAGUUACUUAAAAGGUUUAUUGAAAAUGGAUCUAAAAUACUUAUUUUCAGAUUAUUAAAAGGCAGGAAUUAAAAGAAGUAAUUUGAAGCUAUUACCAUAGCAAUCAUGACUACUUGUACUACAUUAUUAUGGAGUAAUUCUAAUCGUAAAAACUGAAGCAGCUACUUCUGUUAAAAGCAGAGCAUCUUUUGUAUAAAAUAUCAUUGCAUAAAAAUACAUUAAAACAAAAAAUGCAUUCAUUUUA
Messenger RNA from Harpia harpyja (harpy eagle), 1987 nucleotides. RefSeq names its product GIMAP family P-loop NTPase domain containing 1 (gene GIMD1). Gene Ontology annotation, molecular function: GTP binding. The transcript has 3 exons. The coding region runs from base 144 to 818 and encodes 224 amino acids. The record is from RefSeq and is a predicted model, not a curated record. Lineage: Eukaryota; Metazoa; Chordata; Aves; Accipitriformes; Accipitridae.